AUGGAAAAUCCUCUCCUGUCUCUGCAAAGCAUUCUGGCUACCUGGCUGAGCUCCAGCUCCACCUCCUGGGUGACUGACACCAUCAUCAGCAUCGUGUGUGGACUGGGGCUCUUCCUCCUAUUACUCUCCUUCCUCCCAAGUGAUCCAUACUCACCACCAUCUAGAAAACACGGAAACAUCAGGAAGCAUCACCUGGAGCCAAGGGGGGAGGAGGAAGAGAGGCGCAGCUCUGAGAGAAAUUACAAAGUAAGUCAAGAUCAAGAUUUUAAGGAGAAAGAAAAAGACAUAUCACAUCCAAAACAAAUGGGCUCAGCCUACAACAUGAAUUCCUUGGGGAGCACAUUGAAACCUCUGGGUGCUGAGCAGGACACCACAACCCCCAACUCUCGCAGCACAAAAGGCAAACCAGAACUGCUGCCUGGUCCUCAGCAGCCCUCAGAUCCCAAAGUCUUGGGGGACCACCUACAGCAGACAUAUAACCAGCUUUUCUGGGGUCUCCCUUCCCUCCAUGGCAAAUCUUGGGCCACUGCCUGGAUCCCUGAGAGCCCUUCAGCACUACAGUCUCCAUCUUUUUUAUUCAAUGUAAUCUCGAAUUGUUACCCAUUUCAAAUGCAGGCUAAAAUUUCCCCACCGUCUUUCCAGUCCCAGCCUCUGUCCCAACUGGAGUUCCAGUCUCAACUCUUGAUUCCACUCAUUCCUUAA
This is a messenger RNA of Manis javanica (Malayan pangolin), 702 nucleotides long. NCBI's taxonomy places the organism in Eukaryota, Metazoa, Chordata, Mammalia, Pholidota, Manidae. The record is from RefSeq and is a predicted model, not a curated record.